AAGCGACAUUAAUUCAUCCAAGGGUCUAAACUUAAUUAAAAAAAAUUCAAAUAAUAUAAAAUUCGUCCCCAGCAUGUGGGACUUGUGGGCCGAAAGAAACUAAGAAGCCCAAGCCCAGCUGACCAAGAGAGGUAGCUGAGCGAAGCAUCCGGUGUGUUCCCUCGCCAUCCGCCGCCGCCGCCAUGCCGGGCUUCGCUCAGCGUCUCGCGGGCAUCCCGUGGCGGAGCAUCGCGAGGCAAGGCCUCUCCCGCGUGUUCCUGGUGGCGAAGGCCUACUGCGUGAUCCACGUCGUCAACGACCACCUCUGCUCGGUGACCUUAGUGCGGGGCGCCAGCAUGCUGCCGUCCCUGAACCUGGCGGGCGACGCGGUGGCGGUGGACAGGGUCAGCGUGAGGCUCGGCCGGGUCGCGCCGGGGGACAUCGUGCUGAUGAUCUCCCCUGAGGACCCGCGCAAAUCGGUCGUCAAGCGCGUCGUCGGGAUGCAGGGGGACUCCGUCACCUACCUUGUCGACCCCGGCAAAAGCGACUCCUCCAGAACCGUCGUGGUACCGCAAGAUCAUGUCUGGGUGCAGGGUGACAAUAUCUUUGCUUCUAACGAUUCGAGGCAAUUUGGAGCUGUGCCUUAUGGGCUGAUUACAGGGAAGAUCUUUUGCCGGGUUUGGCCGCCAGAGAGUUUUGGCGCAAUUGAUGACGCAACGAAGCAGUCUUAACGCUGAGGAGGAGCCGAGGAGAGCACAUGGACCCAUAUUGUUUGCUCGCCCCCAGAGAUUCUAUAAUAGCCAACUGCAGGGGGGCCCUUCCUUGAGCUCGAGAGCUUUCGACGACCUACCGCAGCGCAUUUCUACAGCGAAGCAAAGAGCGUUGUGUGUCUUGAUUGAUGUCCCGUGUUUUUACAGUUUUGGUGUGACAAGUUCUGAAACCCGUGUUUUUACAACUACACUACAACUUCACAUGCUUAUUCGAAACAUUUGAACUGAUUUGUCAGUCCUCGUUUUGCAGAAGGGCGUGUCUGUUUGUUUAUCCAUGUCCAUGUCAAAACACACGACGAUUAUUGUUCAGCAUGUCCAUGUCAAAACA
Messenger RNA from Zea mays, 1077 nucleotides. RefSeq lists its product as uncharacterized. Gene Ontology annotation, cellular component: membrane; mitochondrial inner membrane peptidase complex. The transcript has 4 exons. The coding region runs from base 183 to 710 and encodes 175 amino acids. The record is from RefSeq and is a predicted model, not a curated record. NCBI's taxonomy places the organism in Eukaryota, Viridiplantae, Streptophyta, Magnoliopsida, Poales, Poaceae. Gene Ontology annotation, molecular function: serine-type endopeptidase activity.